CCACAUAAAUACUGUAGCAGUGACAUUUCUGUCAGCUGGACGGUCAGAAACACAGUUUCUCUACAUCUCGACACCGAUCAACCAAACAUUAGAGCAAUGGCAACAAUGGUUGGAGGUCCAUCCGAGGUGAAGCAAGCCACUGCUGAGGUGCAGAAGAUCUGCGAUGAGGUCAAACAUCAUGCAGAAGAGAAGGCAGGGAAGACGUUUGAUGUUUUCGUUGCCAAAUCUUUUACCACACAGGUUGUGGCUGGAACCAACUACUUUAUCAAGGUAAAUGUAGGAGGCGAUGAAUUCGUUCAUCUGAGGGUGCAUAAGUCGCUUCCUCACAGUGGAGAAAAACUCCAGCUGCACAGCAUCCAGACAUCGAAAACUCAACAGGAUCUUAUUGAAUACUUCUAAUGCAUGCACACUGAUAAUAAAAUGCCGUACUGUAUACAGUAUAGGUUGAUAUGUGUGAUGUAUUCAAAUAAUGCUGUUACAAAAGCUUUAUUCAGUUCUACACCAUCACAUGAUCUCCAGUCCAGUGCCUACUGUAUGAAGAGGAGUUUUAUAAGACCAACACAUCUUUGUUUACUUUGACAAACAUUAUAUUGUGGGGAAAAAAUUGCACAUGGAUAUGAAUCAACAUUCCAAAUCUGUUUUAUAGAAAAUAAUGGAACUUCUAAAAUAAAGGGAAAUAAAUUUCAUAUUUCAAA
Sinocyclocheilus grahami is the source of this 695-nucleotide messenger RNA. RefSeq names its product cystatin-B-like. The record is from RefSeq and is a predicted model, not a curated record. Bases 97 to 399 code for a protein of 100 amino acids. NCBI's taxonomy places the organism in Eukaryota, Metazoa, Chordata, Actinopteri, Cypriniformes, Cyprinidae. Gene Ontology annotation, molecular function: cysteine-type endopeptidase inhibitor activity. The transcript has 3 exons. Gene Ontology annotation, cellular component: cytosol.